This is a messenger RNA of Drosophila elegans, 2074 nucleotides long. RefSeq names its product serendipity locus protein alpha. Gene Ontology annotation, cellular component: catenin complex; adherens junction; cytoplasm. Bases 71 to 1852 code for a protein of 593 amino acids. Gene Ontology annotation, molecular function: beta-catenin binding; actin filament binding. Gene Ontology annotation, biological process: cell migration; cell-cell adhesion; cellularization. Lineage: Eukaryota; Metazoa; Arthropoda; Insecta; Diptera; Drosophilidae. The record is from RefSeq and is a predicted model, not a curated record. The transcript is spliced from 7 exons.
ACAAGCCAUCUUUUCAAAAAAGUUGUUUACUUUUUUGCUAAAUCAGUUAAACUCCAAUUAACCAUUUAUUAUGGAAGUUCUAAAAAAAAAACUGGAGCUCUGUUUGCUGAUAUUAAACAGGAGUAACAGAGGGGAUGUAAACUGGUUAAAUGACUUGUGUGCCGCGCUAUUGGAAUUUUCCACCCUGGUCCACAGCUCCUUGUGCACCCAAAAUCAGAGCGAAGCCUCGGAAUUGGUUUGCCUUUGCCUGAGCCAGAUAAUGAUCUGCAUUCGCCAGGUGGAAAACGCUAUGAAACUGGCAUGCGGCACUUCAGUUUCGGUCAGUCAUCAGUACUUCCUAGAGCGUAUUCAAUGGUGUCUUAAGCGCCUUUUACAUCUGUACAGCGAGGGCUCGAGAGCAGAUAAAGUUGGUCCGGAGUGCUCCUUCCUAAAACUGGUGGAUGCCACACUGGACACUUUGGCUCUGUUCACAUCCCACAAUGAGGAAAACACUGACCCCUCGAACUUUCCCAAAUCACCCCAGGAAGUUCUCUCGCUCAGCCAAAAUAUUCGUGCCAAUAUAGACUUGAUCCUGGGACAAUCCCUGGGAUUCGCCAAUGUGGCCUUGUCACAGGAUAAAACGGCUCUCAGUGCCUUGUGCCAGAAGGUAAUCCGCGAGUGCAAUGCCUUUCAAAAUGAGUGUCAGGUGCCCAGUGUCUCCUACCAAGCCAAUCUCAAGCUGAGGGCCAUGACCAUUGAGCAGGCGCUCUUUCAAUUGGAGGACUUCAUAAACGAUGCCCUGCUGCGUCUCGUAUUCACCUGCUUCCUGGAUUUUGAGAAGUUUUCGGUGGACAAAAUAAGAACUCUGUUGAGGAACAGUUCCGAUGAUGAUGCAUUGGCCGAUGAAUUCAUAGCCGACUUUGAUGUGAACAUCGAUCGUGCCACUCAGAUCGGUAUAUUUGCCAUUUCCUUUGCUCCGAACUUAAAAAUGAAAACGAUGAUGCGCAGCUGUCUGGCCUCCUUUGAGUCGCUGGAUACCACUCUGAUACCUUCUCUACAGGCCCAUGGUUCCGACUUGCACUCGGCCAUCCUAGAGCAGCACUUCAACGAGGAAGCGUCCAAGUUCAAGGCGGCUCUUCAGGAGAUCAUCGACAGUCGCGCCCUUUUAGGUUGCUGCUUGGAGAUUCUGAGCUCAGGCAUUAGUGCCGCCGAAAAGCUCUAUGACAAGCAGCGAUUGGAGGACUUGGCACAAAUGGCCUUGCUGUUAGUAGAGCACUUUCAGCUGGAGGUCAACCGAAAGGUGCUGGCCGAAACGAAGAACCAGGUGGGAGAAGAGUACUAUCAUCAAUUCGUCAGGAUUUUGCGCGAGUGCAAGGCCAUUCUGAUGUGCGCAUCCCAGGUGGAGCCGCAGCGAAUUCUUAAGCGAUUCAAGAUCCUGCGUACGAUCUUGCGCAAGCUGCACGGUUGCCUGGGAGCAGGGAAACACGAAGAUGGACUACCUAAUCCCUUGGGACCCCUUUUAUUGGAUGAGACGUAUGCUACAAAAGGGGUUGAUGAAGAUCUCACCCAGUUCUCGGGCUUUACAACCGGCCUCGGCGGCAGUAUUCUCUACGACACAGAGCGUAGGAGCAGAGUAAAUAGAGCUAAGGACAAUAAAAUAACCACAAAUGCGUUGGAUAUUAAAUCUUUUAAAACAAAACCGAAUGGAAAUGUGCUGAGAAGAGAAAGUUUACGCACUGUCAUGUUCAAGCGCCAAAAUAUAGCUGAAAGCAGAAAACUUUACACCACGAUCAGCAAUCAGUCUGCAGAUUUGCAAAUUACAGAUAUACUUGACCAACUCACAGGAAUGUCCAAUGGAUACUUUGAAUGCUGAAGCGUUUUCACUAUUUGUACAUAAUUUUUUAUUUUGAUAUAAUUUAAGACUCGUGAUUCAAGAAGUCAAACUUAACGUUUGUCGCCACUAGAAUUGUCAUAGGUCAGGUUAGACAUACACACAAACAUGUGUGGUUUUCUGGUGGCGCAGAGUGUUGUAUCCGAAACAGUUCAGACUGUUGCAAAAGUAGACCAUUAAGUUCAAUAAAAUAUACAAAAUCAA